Messenger RNA from Vitrella brassicaformis, 4159 nucleotides. The record is from the annotation of a GenBank genome assembly. Lineage: Eukaryota; Vitrellaceae.
CGCACAUUCACAGAUGUUCCUCUCAGGAGAGGCGCUUUGGGAGUUGGCUGAUCAUACGGCUGUCGGCGACACAAGACUCAUUGCAACUAUCUUCCAUUUUGCCCUUUGCCUUCUGCUCUCUGCCACCUCUUUGCUGCCAUCAGUGACGCCUCAACAGUGACGGCACCUUCUCUCAGUGCAUAAGAGUCCAAUUCGCCAGUCUCAUCCGACAGAGCUGGUGCGGAUAAAUCGUCCGCCGCUGCAGCAAUGUAUUGCGCCUCUCGCAUUCGGAUCAACGUGACUGCUGUCACGCCUAUCGGCCCGUCGCAAGACCGAGGCGAAGUCGUGGAGCGCGUCGCCAUCAGCAUCUCAUCCUCCUCGCCCCUCUCAAACCUGCUGACGCUCGUCCAACAGACACUGAAGAGCGAGGGGAUCGAGAAUGCGUCCAUCACUCGCGUACUCAAUGGCGCCCUAGCUGCUAUUCCGCUGUCGAGAUUCGACGUCGGCAGGAAGGAGGAGCGGGUGUGUGACUACCUGCGGGACUCGGAUGACCUUGUGAUUGUACUAGUGAUCCAAGGCCAUAUGGGAGAGGGGGAGGGAGGGGCUGGCCUCGGCAAAGGGAAUGGCGUGGUGAUAUCUCUCAACCCCUACAGUGUGUCAGCAUUGAGCACUGCCAGGGGCGAGCCACACAAGGAGAGCGCCUCGCUGCUGGCUCAGACGGGAUUGAUCGUUCCACCGAGCUUCGACGACACGGCCCGCGAUGCAAGUGGCACCCAAGCCGAUGCAGACCAGGUACGCGUGAAUGAAUGCGGCGCAGUGCAGUGUCUGUGGGUCUUGUGGUCUUGCACUCAUAUCUUUGUGUCGGUCAGACACCUCCUGAAGAUGCCCUCACCUCUCACCCUGAGGACGGCGAGCAGCACCAAGAGACGACCGAGACGAGAGCAGAGGAGGAGCUCACGCCAGCUGCAGUCGAAAGAGACGCUGCCGACGAGCGAUCGAGACAGGGAGGAGCAGGGGAGCCUGAGCCGGGACGCGGGAUUGACGAUAGAGGUGCAAGGGAUGCACAGGACGAAGGAGACAAGGCACUCCCUGGGGGUGAGUGCAGCAUACGGACGGACAGCAAGUGGCGAUAUGUAGAGAGUUGUUUGUAUCAGCGUUGUCCCGUUCUGGCCGUCAGAUGCAGUGCCUUUGAUGGGUGAGAUCGGUGACUUCAUGGUCGAGUUUCUCACACCUCGGCUGCAGCACUUCAUCACCAAACGCUUCAACGACGCCCUCGUCAACUACACAAGGUAAAACAGGUCAGCCAGUCGCACCAUACACGAUCCACCACCGCCUCUCCGAUGGUUGGUGCAGGUAUGUCCCGAUUAUCGGCAAACGGGUCGGCUCUCGGUUCCAUGGUGUCUGCGGCUCCUUUACGCCUGUGUUCCUUUGCCCCGUUGAGCCCACCCGGCCGUCGAGUCCCAGACCAGUUCAAUACCAAUGCGCGAAGGUCGAUGUGGCGCUUUUUGAUCGGUUGGUCCAGUGCCAGCUCUCGAUGCUAAGGAGGCAGAUGCACUAUGUCAAGACGUGCCUCUCGGUAAGUAGAAGAGCCGGUUGGCACGUGCUUUCUGCCCUGACUGACCAUCGCGUCAUCAUCAGGGUCUGAGGGACCUUGUCCGGCGGGGCAUGCCUACGACGGCCUCGACGACACUCGUGCUGCCCAUGCGGACACAUGAGCUCACAGACGGAUAUGAGGAUGUCGAAGACACUGGUGGUCCGCUGUUUUGCUCAAACCUGGCUGGGACAAGCCCAGUCGUGAUUGUCGCUGUGGCUGGUGAGUCGGCAGAUGCGAUGGACCGACUUCGGGUAUGAAAGAUGCGUAGCGUGCGCAAUACCAGGCGAAUGGAGGUGACGUGUGUGUGCAUGGCAUGUGCUUUUCUAUGUGUGUUCAUCCAUUGAUUGGCACAGGGGGCCCUGACCGAGCUCCUCAGAGACGUGCUGGUGACAAAGGCACGCUUCAACAUCAUCAGAUACACAGCGGGUGGUGUUCCUCGCGCCUUCGCACCCCAACUUGUGGAGCCCUCACCAGAGGUACACAAACACGGACCUCACCACAAAUUGACGUCCGUCUGUCUGUCGAGGUUGGUGGUUGUGUCUCGAUCGCCGUGAAUGCAGGUGUUGCAUGAGUGUGAGGAGUUUGUGACUACCCUGCCCGCGUGUGACAAGUGCAGCCUCAUGGACGGGAUGAAGGCUGCCUUCGAAAUGGACGGUCUCGAUGCAAUCCACGUCAUAUCGAAUGGCCGGCAAUUCACACACAACAAACAAAGCCAAGAAGCCAUCCUCAGGGUAACUAACUGCUGGCAAACAGACAGUGUCAGACACACAAGCAUCCCCGCCCGUACAUGUUGCUUGUCGAUCUGUCUGUCUGUCUGUCCAUGCAUGUGUUUCAGGAGGCGGCAGCCCUCAAUGGGCGUCGCAUCCCGAUCCACACGAUAGCUGUCGACAGCGGCUCAUCCGGCACUCACUUGCUCCAGCACCUCAGCCAUCAGUCUGCGGGGAGCUUCAUCAGCAGCAGCCUCGGUGACGGCAGUCGGCGGCAGGAAGUGGAGGCUUCAAGAGCCAUCAUCGCAAUGGGCGAGGGGUAUCGUAAGCACCGCAUGGCCAUCGGCAGACACAUGCGGCAGUGCGAGGUGAGUGAGACACAACCGCGUGUAACUAUGAAGUCACCCAUUAUCUAUGGCAUUGAACAGGUUUUGUUGCGCGACAAGGAGGCAGAAGAGCAGAUAUGGCUUGAGGAGCAGAAAUGCGCAAGAAGGUUAGCUUCGACCACACAAGCCAGGCGUGAGACACGCUUUGAGAUGGUAUUUGUUCAGGCUCAUCCUCGCCUGUGGCCAGCCAGUGCGGCUGCCUGAGGAGGAUGCUUUACGGAUUGUCGAGCGAGUGACUCUGGCGAACAACCAGGGGGGCGUCUGCUUCCUCACUGAGCGACGAAAGCAACAGGUGAGGCGCACAUCAUGGGCUAGAGUCAAAACCCUGCACCCACAAACCCGAAACCCCAAACCCUGCGGAAAGAAGAGAAGAAGGCCUGCGUUGCGAAUUCAUGCCACCGGUUAAGUUCUGCAAUUCUAGACACGCCACCUAAAGUCAGGCAAAGCCAGUAUUCAGCCACGACAACACUAGUACCAAAAACCAAUGUGGACACGCUGGGGAUCGAACCCAGGGCCUUCUCGAUGCAAACGAGAUGUGAUACCACUACACCACACGCCCAAGUGACACUUCAUCGGGCACACCAUCAUACGGGAUGGGCACGGAGGGGCACACCAUGAUCUCACACCUCCUUUUCCGCCUAAAUCCUCCCUCGCAUUCAUGUGUGUGUGUGUGCGUCCGUGUGUGUGUGUGAGGUCAGGUGCUCGACGCCUUCUUCGAGCGAAGGCGCCAGAAUGGAAAGGCCGGAUACAUCCACAAGUCGAGUGGUCCCACCGCCGUCGCUGUCACCGUCAAGCCAAGGUGAGCACGGUGCACCGACAGCCUGCUUUUGCUCAUGUUUCUGUCAUCAGGCCUCCUCGCCCACCAUCGAGUCCCCUUGUUCCAUUGCACAGUGAGCGGGCCCAUUGGAACAGCAGCACCAACCUGAGGCCUCCGUCCGGCCGGAGAAUCGUGAGAAGGAAGGCCACCAAGAGCUCGUCGUCUGCCAAUCCGUGGACUGACCAGGCGCAGCCCUGUGCAGAGAUCGGAGGGCAGGACGCAGAGAACUAUCGCAAGAUGCUGAGGAAGGGCAGGCGGCCGCCAAGGCCGCCGGUGGUGCGCCCACCUCCAAGCCAGCCCAAGACAGGUCAGGAGUGGGGCGAUGGAGAGGGAUCGAUAGAUGGAUGGUUCACAUGGCACAUCGUUGCUGUCCUGUUUGUUUGCAGUUGAGGAGGUGGGUAUCGCGCCCGGUCCGCCAGAGGAGCCAUCCAAGAACCCAUGGGACUCACUGGUUUCGGUCCGUCGGCCGUCCCCUGACGCGACGGGCAGAGAAGGCAGCUCUCUGUUGCCUGAGUUGGCGGAGAGCACGCCCCGUGCGCAAGCCGUGUUCAGCACGCCGUCCUUCACUUUCAUGGCGGAAGAGGAGAUCGUGGCAGGGGGGCAGUAAAUCAUGAAGACGGUCGAAUGCAUGGAGGCAGACGCAGACAGACCGACAGACAGACCGACAAGAAGACAG